Messenger RNA from Bathycoccus prasinos, 3495 nucleotides. RefSeq lists its product with no specific name. The coding region runs from base 1 to 3495 and encodes 1164 amino acids. The record is from RefSeq and is a predicted model, not a curated record. Lineage: Eukaryota; Viridiplantae; Chlorophyta; Mamiellophyceae; Mamiellales; Bathycoccaceae. Gene Ontology annotation, molecular function: protein binding. The transcript has a single exon.
AUGUUGACGACGACGAGGAGCGCAUCAUCCGGGGCCGUGGCGUCCACUUCUGCUUCGUCCAGAGGAGUGAACAACCGAACCGCGAGAUUUUUAUCUUCUUCGUCUUCGAGUGUAUUCAUGAGAAAAGAAUUUUCUCAGCUCCUCGUACUCAAAAGCGGCGGCAGAGCGGAAGAGAAUUAUCCACUCCCAUCUUCGCGGCGUUCGAGGCGAGGACACUUCUCCGUGAAGCCGCGUUCUGCUUCCGCUUCCUCUCAAAGUUUCGAAAACGAAGAGAAAGACACCAACAAUAAAGGUGAGAUCUUCUUCCCGAUCGCCCCGGGACGAAGAAGCGAUGGUAAAAGGCACAAAAAGACCGAGAUCCACGCGAUAAGUGAACCGAGAAAACCGAGCAGCAGCGCGAACGAGGGCAAGACCGGAUCUGCGACCUCGAGGGCAAAAUCAUCGUCUCACAAGGGAGGAAAGAAAAAGCCCUCCUCUUCCUCUUCUUCCAACAAGAGAUCGCCUUUAUCGAACGGAGGACAGUCGUCACCGAACGGAGGAGGAGGAUCUUCUUCUCACUAUAAACCGUUCACGCCGACGUCGUCGAAAGUCAGCAACGUGAGGAGAAAAAAAUUUGCGCCCUUAAUCGCGGGCGUGGCCGAUAACGUCCCUCUGGACGAGUUGUUGGAAAAAUAUCCAAACUUUGCAGAUUGUUUAGGACCGAAGAAGUACGAUUCUGGACAUUUUAUUCGAUUAUACAGCGAUUUAGUUCGGUGCGAUCGAUUGGGAGACGCGAUUGAUUUGCUGCAACGACUGAGCGACGCCAAGGUUCCGUGCUUGAACGAUACGAGAAUAAGGAAACACGGGACGGUGGAUUUCUUGGUGUCGUGCGAGCGAUCGAACAAGUUGAGCAACUCGCCGGUGACGCACGCGUUUACGUUUACGAAUUUGGUUUUGGGAGCUGCGAGAGAGGAGUUAUCGAACGCAGAAGUUGCGACGAUAUAUAACAAGCUCUUGGCGGUGUGCUCUGCGCACGGAGACUGCGAGGCGGCGGCAAAGGCGUUUGAGCAAAUGAAGCAAGAUCCAAAAGGGUUAACCAUUGACGUCAUCACGCACACGAGCUUGAUUGUAGCCUACGGGAAGGCUGGGAAAGUCGAUUUGGCGUUCGAUCAGUUCAAUACGAUGACGAAAAAAGACAAAAUCGAACCGACUAUCGUUACGUACGGGGCGUUAAUGGACGCGUUGUCUCGAGAGGUUGGAAGGCGUUCGGGCAACGGCGGUUUCAAAUCGAACAACAAGAAGGAUAUUUCGUACGUGAAAGAUGCGUUGGAUCGCGUGUUUAACUUGCGCUCGGAUUUGCAAGCGAGUGGGUUGCAUAUGGACGUGAGAGUGUUGAAUUGCUUGGUCUCCGCGUGCGGACGAGCGGCGGCUUUUGAAGAGUUGAGAACGGACGCGCUCGAUCGCGCUUUUGACAUUGUCGCCGAAUCUCGUCGAAACGGGUUGUUUCCAGACGCUAUCACGUACUCUUCGCUGAUGAGCGGGUGUGUCAAUGCCGGCGAGCCGCAGAGAGCGUUAGCGUUGUACGAUGAAAUGGAGACGAAGGGCGUCGCGAGAACGGCGUCGGUGUACGCCACCGCCAUUCACGCGUGCGCGACGGAGUACGACUACGACAACUCUGCACCAAACUAUCGUAAGGCGUUCAAGAUUUGGGAAGAGGUGCAACAAAACAAACCGAGAGUGGUGGUGGAUCCAGUUUUAUACGCGACGAUUUUGACCGUCGCGAGUCGAGCCGGGAACGUUGAAAUGUGCGCCAAUUUAAUCAGAGAGAUGGAAAUGAACGGAUCGAUGAUGUCGCCUGCGGUUGUUUCGAACAUGUGCGGAUCGUUUGCGCGAGCCGGUGAUGCUGGAGCGGUAGAUCGCAUCUUAUCUGACGCUGAAAAGUCCAAUGAAAUUGUCCCGCGCGCUUGCUACAACGCGUUGAUCAAUUCGUUUGCGAGAGAUGCUGAUCUUGAAGGAGCGACGAAAGCUUACGAUCGAUUGAUUGAAUCCGGGCAAUCGCCGGAUGAGAUUACAUUCGAAGGACUCAUUUUAGCCGCCGCGAAGAAAACAGAAACGCUCGCAGAAGCCAAGAAAUUGUUACAAGAGGCGUUGGAUUUGGGUUUGCGACCGACUUUACCGACGUACAACGCGUUGGUCAGAGGUUUCGGUCGAGCCGGGGACUUGAACAAAACGUACGCCACGGUCAAGGCGAUGAAGUACGCCGGGUACACGCCGGACGAGAUGACGUGGAGAGAACUCUUAUUCUCGUGCGCUCGUCAUGGAAACUGCCUGCUCGCGUGGGAUGCGUAUAAAAGUUCUCGCGCAGCUGGAAUUGCGCCAUGUGAGGUGACUUUGAAUACCAUUCUCGGUGCUAUUCUCGCGCACAUUCGCACGUUGACAGAUCCGACCAGAUUAGCUUCGGAUAAACCCGGUCACGGAUUGACGGAUACGACUACGAGUGGUGAAAUCGCCAGCUCAGUGGCGCAACCGGCUUGGAAGGAAUGGGCUGAUCGAGCGACGGCAGUGUUCCACGAAGCGACCACGCACGGUGUGAAACCGAGAGUUGAAACGUUUUCUUCCAUGCUCGCGUGUUUGCGACCGCCGACAGAUCAAGAAGUGCAGUUAGCGUCGAAGUACGGGGGCGAAUCGCUCGCAAGAUUGGUCACUCACCAAUCAAACGUUCACGAAGAUGCGGCGACAUACUACCCAACCAAGGCGUUGAUAUUGUUUGAAGAAGCGCAGGCGAUUGGUAUCGUUCCCCAAUUCGAGAUGAGCGAAGACUCGGAGUACGACAUGCGAAAUUUUCCUCCGGCGGCUGCGGAAGUUGCGCUCUUGACGUUGAUUCGAAAGAUCAAAAGACACGUAGAAGCGCACGGCGAGAAAGAUCUGAAGAACAGAUUACCAACAUUUACACUUCUCGUUCGCGAGAAGCCGGAAAUGUUGGUCGACGAAGAUGGAUACCUCGUUUCGUCUAGCGCGGAUGAGUCGCUCGCCGAUCGUGGCGCGACGAGACGCUUGGAAAGAACGGGCGAACGUCUCGUCGUGCUUCUGAGAAGAUUGCGAAUUAACUAUGCCGGAUCGCUUGAAAGAGGAAAGAUUGAGCUCUCUUCCCACAUCAUGUAUCGCUGGAUCCACGGUAAAUCGUCCGCUCCCCACGCGUUGCCAGGCAUGGAGGCCAGAUUAGCCGACGACAUCACCAUGCAGGCGAUGCGCAUUCGUUCGAGAGAUAUGAUGAGCGGCAGAGGAACUAUUGAUCAUUACGGAAAUGACGCGGACGAAGACAGUUCAUUCAUUCCUGGAUACAGAGCCCCGGUGUUUAGAAACCCGAACGCGAAUUACGGCCGAUCUGAUGGCGGAUACGGGGCCGGUGGUAGAUGGUCUCGAACCGGAUGGUCCCAGAGUUCCUACGACGACAUUCCUUCGGAUCAACAUUUGAGCAUGGAUGACUUGGACGAUUUGAUCAAGAAUAGGACAUAA